ACCUGUGACUUCCCACUUCGGCUGAAAAAAAAACACAGCCCGGAACAUUCGAAACAUCAGUUGCUCGCUCUUAAAAAGACUUCCAGAGUAAUUGCUCUUAAAGCAGACGCCCAGUGCUGGCUCUCUCUCUCUCCAUGUGUCUCUCUGUUUCAGGCAAAUCAAUGAGGAUCGCAAUGCUUAUUACUUCUGCAGCUCUCUCUCGCUUUACAAGAUGAUGUUGUGCAUUUCAACUUUUGAAAACCAAAAAGCAAGUCAAGGAAUUUUUCUUUAAUAAAAUAAUGACAGGUCGGUUUAUUUUCACUUAUUUGGAAUUUUAAUAUGUGGCAUUUUGUAUACUGUUUUGCAGGUGGGAUAAGGAAACAACAAAACGGUGUGACAAGCGUUUGACGGACAAUUGUGGCUUUCUGCGAGUAACUCAUGCAAUCCAAGGAGUGAUGGGGGUCACCAUCAACCUCAUCCCCCUCUCUGAAUGAGAACUUAUUAGUCAUCCCUUUGGUUUAAUGAGACCCAUUGAAAAGACACCGUGGAACAUAUGCAUGAAUCAAAUAUUCCUGUGUUCAUUGAAUCUCUCCAGAACAGUCUUACUUUUACAUGGGCAAGGAAAGGGGGUCGUGGCUUAACAUUAUAAAGGGGGACAUUACAGUAUGCUUCAUGGGUUUAUUUAGAUUGAAUCUACGGUUUGACAAGCGGCUGUAAAGAAAAAAACGAAACAAAGCGAAACUCGGGAAGAGCAUUGUGGACCUACGAAUUUUAGCCUAUAUUUAUCAAAUUUAUUUCUAUUCAUUGCUCUUUUUAAAAGUGGUACCACCUCUUCUCCUGAAAAUGAAACUUUGGACUUUUCCCUGGCUGCUUUGCCUGGUGAUACUCAUCUUAUGUUUUGGAUCAGAGUGCGGGACUGUCCGGAGAAAGGGGAGAUCCAAAAGAGACUUGGUGCGUAUCAGGGAGGCGAGAGCCACCUUUCCAGGGGCUUGUGCCACACGUCUGCCCCGGGGCAAACGCUCCUUGCCCGGCUUGGAACGACGUGUACCUCGCCAGCGCCGGCGCUCCUCCCAAGCGGAGGAGAACUCUCCAGGUCGCGGGAAAGCUGUUUAUUUUACCGGCAGGGGUGACCAACUUCGGCUUAAGCCGGGCGUGGAGAUACCGAGAGGAAAUUUUACGCUGGAGAUGUGGAUCAAACCAGAAGGAGGUCAACGAUCUCCUACGGUGAUUGCAGGUAGCCUACACAACUGUCUCAGUUCACAAAUGAAUGAAGGAAUGGUUUUAUUAGACUUAUGCGAGCUGAAACUCAACCGCAUAUUUACAAGUUUAGUAGCCUAUUUGGAUGUAAAGGAGCUGAAAGAGAUCCUGAAUCUGGAUGGCUCCACUCACCUGAACGUCUUCUUUGCCAACUCGUCUGAUGAAGAUCUGGCCGGUGUCGCCACUUGGCCGUGGGACAAAGAAGCCCUAACACAUUUGGGUGGUAUUGUUUUGAACCCCUCCUUCUACGGCACAUUUGGUCACACCCACACCAUGAUCCAUGAGAUCGGCCACAGUCUCGGGCUGUACCACGUGUUCCGGGGGAUCUCUGAGAUUGAGUCGUGUAACGAUGCGUGUCUGGAGACUGAGCCCUCGUUGGAGACAGGAGAUCUGUGUGAAGACACUAAUCCCACACCCAAGUACAAGUACUGCAGAGACCCUGAGCCUGGCAACGACACCUGUGAGCGUCGCCACUUCACACACACACCGUACAACAACUACAUGAGCUAUGCAGAUGACGACUGUACAGACUCUUUCACCCCCAACCAAGUGGCCCGGAUGCACUGCUACCUGGACCUGAUCUACCAGACAUGGCAGCCCGCAUCCAAACCACCCCCUGUGCCCAUGGCACCCCAAGUGGUGGGGCAGGAGCAUGACGCCAUUACCCUGGAGUGGUUCCCGCCUAUUUCCGGCCACUUCUACGACAGAGAUGUGGGAUCAGUGUGUGAUAAAUGCACAGAGGGCCGGGUCCUGCUGCAGUACGCAUCUAACUCCUCGUCCCCCCGACCCUGCGCCCCCUCUGGACACUGGAGCCCCCGCGAGGCCGAAGGACCUCCAGACGUGGAGCAGGCGUGUGAGCCCAGCGUGCGCACCUGGAGCCCCAACGCCGGCAUCGAGCAGGGGGCCGUGGGACUGUCCGAGUGCCCACUGCAGGGAUGCAUGCUCCAGCUAGAGUUCCCCCACCCACUGGUGCCCGACUCCCUCACUGUGUGGGUCACCUUCUUCAGUCCCGAGGAGACGGCCUUUCCCGCCAUACACAACAUCCUGCUCCUGACCGUGAGUGGAAACAACCUCUCGUUGGGUCCUAGUAACGUGUUCUGUGAUACGCCACUGACGCUGAAGCUGGACGUGGAGGAGGAGGUGUACGGUGUGCAGUUCUUCACCAUGGAGCAGCACCUGGAGAUUGAUGCUACCCUGCUGGCGUCUAAGCCCAACUGCCUGCUGUGCCGCCACUGCAAGCCGCUCCGCCACCGACUGCUGCGCCAGCCACCAUUCUCCCAUGCCCCCCACGGUGUGGUGUUGAACGAACCUGCCAGGCGAUACACUGACAGGGACGUGGUACCAAGCAGUGUGUACACCUACCAGGUCCAAACCAUCUCAGCCCGCAGUGAGAGUGAACCCUCCCCACCCCUCACCCACCAGCUUGGGGCAGCAUACUGCGGAGACGGACGCAUCCAGAGGAGUGCAUUCUAUAUGCCCCCUCUGCAGCCCCUCGUUUCAACAUCGUCAGAGCAGAAGGAGCCCAGUAUGUGUUACUUCUACGACGGUGACGGAGUGUGUGAGGACUUUGAGCGGGAGACCAGCGUGAGGGACUGUGGCCUGUAUACCCCCAGUGGCUUCUUGGACCAGUGGGCCACAGCCGUGCACGUGUCCCACCAGGAGAGUCUCUAUUGCCCUGGCGAGGUGGCCGCCGGCUAUCCUGCUGUCACUAAGACAUGCCAGUCCAAGGUGUUUGACCUGUCUGACGGGGUUUCCCAGUACGCCUGGUUCCCCUGCAGAGAGGCCCAGCAGUCUUCCUGGUACCCCCAGUACUGGCUCAAGGCCUACUUUUCCCACCCCAUGGUGGCUGCUGCUGUGAUAAUCCACCUAGCUGCAGACGGGACAGGCUACAUCGACCAGACACAGUGCAACAUCACCGUUCAACUGGUGGACACCAAGGAGGUCAUCCACAGCUUAGGUGAUUGGCGUCUGACUUGCAGGACCAACCCCCUGGUAAUCCCAGUGAGCCAUGACCUGAGCGUGGCCUUCUACCGCACCAAGGCCAUCCUGGUCCAGUUCCGCUCCCACCUGGUGGCCAUCUCUGGCGUGGGCCUGCGCUCCUUCCAGUUCUUUGACCCAAUCACCAUUAGCGGGUGCCAGAGCAACGAGAUCUACAACCCCAUGGGUCAAAGUUGUGUCCAUUACUCAUGUGAGGCCAUCGACUGCCAGGAGCCGCUGAUCCGCAAUGCAGAGCUCAAGUGCAGCAGUCUGGGCUUCUUCAACGGAGCUCGCUGCACCAUCACCUGCAACUCUGGCUACGUCCUGCAGGUCCACAGAGACGAUGACAUCAUCAAGACCCAGUCGGACUCAACAGUGACCAUCACCUGUGCAGAUGGAAAGUGGAAUAAGCAGGUGUCGUGUGAGCCCGUAGACUGUGGUCUACCAGACAAGUACCACGUCCACCCAGCCAACUUUAACUUCCCUGAGGGAACUACCUAUGGCAGGAGGAGCACCUUCCAAUGCAGGGAGCCUGCCCAGCUCGUAGGUUCUAACAACACUCUGACGUGUCUGGAGGAUGGUCUGUGGUCAUUCCCUGAGGCACUGUGUGAGCUGCGCUGUCCAGCCCCACCCCACGUGCCCAACGCCAUGCUGCAGACCAAGCGCUGCAACGAUACGGGUCUCAAAGUGGGCUCCCUCUGCAAGUACAAGUGCAAGCCGGGCUACCACGUCACCAACAAGCCCAAGAGGCGAGCCUUUAAGCGUCAGUGCACAGAAGACGGCAGCUGGCUGGAGGGGGCGUGCGAGCCGGUGACCUGUGACCCUCCGCCUGCCAUCUUCCACGGCAUGUAUCAGUGCACGGAUGGCUUCCGCUUCGACAGCACCUGCUGGAUCAACUGCCCCGGAGCCAACCACACGGUGAGACCGCUGCACGCCGCUCCAUGCAAGCAGGGGCCUAGCACCAAUGUGAUCCGCUGUAGGAAGGACGGCAACUGGACUGGCUCCUUCAAGCUCUGUCCUCAGAGCAAGGGACAGUGCUCUCUACCUCAAAACCUCAACCCCAGCAUACAAGUCAGCUGCAAGAAGGGACAUGGAAUAGGUGAGGAGUGUGAGCUGAUGUGCAAGGACAGUAACAACGACGUGGUGAUCCUGCCUAGCAAUAUGACCGCAGACAGCGUACUCAAAGAGCACUGGAGAAACCCACCCAAAGUCAAGAAUGUAGUGUGCACAAUGGGACUGAAGUGGUAUCCACACCCAGAGGUGCUCCACUGCAUCAAAGGAUGUGAGCCCUUCAUGGGAGACAAUUACUGUGACUCGGUCAACAACAGAGCCUUCUGUAACUACGACGGAGGGGACUGCUGCCACUCCACCGUCAAGACCAAGAAGGUGAUCCCGUUCCCCAUGUCCUGUGACAUACGGGAAGACUGUGCCUGCCGAGACCCCAACGCUCCAGAGAAGAGGAAAGACGAGAACGUCCACUCCCUGGGGUGACCCUCCCUCCUCGCCCCCCACCGGAUUCCCGAACCCUCGCCCCAAAACUACCGACACCCAGACCGAGGGAGACCAGCUCCCCCUUUCCCCUCAAAUCCUCCACAUGCUGCUUUACAGGAGUACCUCUCCACCCAUACUGCACCCCCCUAACAUAUGCCUGUCUCUUCCUUCUCCACAUUGGGAAAGACCUAGAUGAACAGACCAGACUAGAGAGGCUAUAAUGGAAAACCCAUUUCUCAAAGAAAGGAACAAACCUGCAAAUUCACCAACCACCAAAACUUCUACAGCAAGAGAAAAAAAGAAAACAAAAAUACCGAAAGGUUUUUGAAUGAAGGAUAUGAAAAAUUAACAAAAAAACUAAACAAACCAAGCCUAGAUAGCAUGCCUUUUUUCAGUUUUGUGUCAGCUUCUGUGUCCAUUUCAAAGACAUUGCCGUACAAUCUCAUUAUUUCCUUUUAGACCAAAGGAAAAAAGAAACAGAGUGAGAAACGUUAUCCAUAUCAUAUGGAAUCUUUUAUUUUUGGGUAUGCUGAAGUCAUCAAUGGUGGCACUGAAUGACAGGCAGAAGAGCUAUUGCCAAAAUAACUUAUAGCAUGAACACACUUGAUGUACCCUCAUGUUGUAUUACUCCAGAGCUGGUGUGUGUUCCUGGAGCCAGCACAGCACAGGGAUCAGGCUGACAGUUUGUGCCCUCUGCCUUCUCUUGGUGGAAAUGCAUUUUCUUGUUCUUCAGAAAUCAUAGGUUUAGAAUCUCUGCUCUUAUACAGAUGUGAAAUAGCAAAGAAUAGGCGUUGAUGGGGAUAUAGCCGGCCAUAUUGGUAAAGAGAUUCAAACCAGAGAGGUCUAACUCAAUAUAUCUAACAUAUAACAGGAAGGUAAGACAUAUUCCAAUGCCACAGGAACAAGUGAAUGUGGGAAAGAGGUAGAGUACUUAUGAAUUUAAAACCGGUUAUAUAGGGCUGCAACAAAAUAAACCAGUUGUGUCAGCGUGGCUGCUGCUGCUACGUUUGCUGCUACUUUGCCAUAUGACCAGCUCUGCAGACUAUUACUACCCAGUGAGGUUGGACGGAGUCAGCCCCGUCUGCCUUAACGCUUACCUCCUAACACCUUCCAUUAGUGGACACUUGUUUCUGCGUGUACAGUACACUCAACUUAAACCUAGAAUAAAAACUCCUGCAACAUUGCAAAGGGUUAGUAGAGAAACAAUGCAGUUGAAAUAGCCUCGAAAAACACAACACCUCACAUUUCCAUUUAUUUUUCCUUAGUUUCUGCAGUCCAGUACAAUACACCAGAAAUGUAUCCAAUCUUACACCAAAAGCAAUGUUGACGCAAUACAAAAUCCAACACAUAUUACUGAAUUUCAAAUGACUUCAAGAAUGUAAUUGAUAACACAGUUAUAACCUCUUGAAUGUAGUCAAUGUUUAUUCACAACUACACCCUCAAACUGUUUUCAUCAGCAUAGCAUAGCCUUGAUUUCAAUAGGCAUAGUUCAAUAGCACAUACACAUAAAAACAAAUAGGAGGCUUUCCUCAUUUUACUAUAGAUGGCAUCUGGAUGUAUUCAUUGUCCACAAGUAUCCUUUCGUGCAGCAGUAGUAGAAGUACACUAUAUGCCCAGGACACUGUUGUCCUGGCUUCUCUUGAGCCCAAUGGCUUGACAGAAUGCAUGUGUUUAGUAGCCCAGUUUGGCCUUUUCUUACCUCUGCAGCAAUUCGUGCUGAAGGUGCCAUCCCUGGCACUUUGUCAGUAUUGUGACAUUUGAGCGUGUGCCCCCCCCCC
Molecule: messenger RNA, 6482 nt
Organism: Salvelinus fontinalis (brook trout)
Lineage: Eukaryota; Metazoa; Chordata; Actinopteri; Salmoniformes; Salmonidae
Product: pappalysin-1-like
Exons: 21
Coding region: 823-4704 (1293 amino acids)
Molecular function (GO): protein binding; metallopeptidase activity
Source: RefSeq, a predicted model, not a curated record